ACAAUCAUUUUCGUUCAAGAUACUCGAGACCUCUCGUUUAGUCUUUUGGGCUUCAAACUUUUAGCCCUGGUUUAUGGGAAGAGCUGCUAUAGCCAAAUCUAAGAUUUUAAUGCUUAGGGGAGCAAAGGUAGUUGAGCGUUCUUUGAGCAAAAUAGCGGGCGCAGAUAAGGAGAUUACCAAGGACAGGAGAACGAAGGAUAAGGAUAUCAAAGAUUCGUCGUCCUGGGUUCCACAUCCGAAGAGUGGGAUAUACUUUCCAAAAGGCCAUGAAUGGGUGAUGAACGAUGUUCCAGACGACGCCGCUUCUUUGGGUUCGCCUUUUUGGCUCAGGAACGUUGAUGGUGUUGAGAAACCAGACCCUGACCAAGUUUCAAGUCAUCAUCACUAUUGCCAUGCAAAUAUGUGAGCCACGUAAUAUAUAGCUGAAACCAAAGUACCUUUAGCUUAAUGAACGAACUACUAUAGUAGGGAAGGUUUGUGAAUAAAUAUUGUGGCCUUAGCUGAAAUCAUCAGUUGCGUGCUGCUACAUGCAUCGACAGCAGGAAACAACUUAAUAGUGAAAGUAAAUUCAACUUUAAA
Molecule: messenger RNA, 579 nt
Organism: Theobroma umbraticum
Lineage: Eukaryota; Viridiplantae; Streptophyta; Magnoliopsida; Malvales; Malvaceae
Product: glutamate racemase
Source: RefSeq, a predicted model, not a curated record